Messenger RNA from Zophobas morio, 3653 nucleotides. RefSeq names its product vinculin. Gene Ontology annotation, cellular component: actin cytoskeleton; cytoplasm; cell-cell contact zone. NCBI's taxonomy places the organism in Eukaryota, Metazoa, Arthropoda, Insecta, Coleoptera, Tenebrionidae. The transcript is spliced from 12 exons. Gene Ontology annotation, molecular function: structural molecule activity; actin filament binding; beta-catenin binding. Gene Ontology annotation, biological process: cell adhesion. The coding region runs from base 132 to 3194 and encodes 1020 amino acids. The record is from RefSeq and is a predicted model, not a curated record.
UAGGUUUAUUUAUAAAUCGCUAUUAAUUUCUUGUGUUUAUCGUUUCGUUUACGGUCAUUCCUUAGAAGGUUCCGAUUGUUUAGUUACGUGACAGUGUUUGUUAUUAAUUAGUUUAAAGAAACACAGUGAAAAUGCCGGUUUUCCACACGAAAACUAUCGAGUCUAUUUUGGAACCCGUUGCACAACAGGUCUCGAAACUGGUCAUUUUGCACGAAGAAGCCGAAGAUGGAAUUCCUAUGCCAGACCUGGAGCAGCCCGUCCGGAGCGUCAGCACUGCCGUGUCGAACCUGGUCAAAGUCGGCAGAGAGACAAUCAACAGCUCGGAUGACCCCAUCCUGCGCCAGGACAUGCCGGCGGCCCUGGUCCGGGUGGAGAGGUCCUCGAAGCUCCUCGAAGAAGCGAGUAGCAUGCUUAAAUCCGACCCCUACUCUUCACCGGCUAGGAAAAGGCUGAUCGAGGGCAGCGGCGGGAUUCUGCAAGCCACCUCCGCGCUUCUUCUGUGUUUCGACGAGUCGGAAGUUAGGAAAAUCAUUAGGGAAUGUCACAGAGUUCUCGAUUACUUGGCUGUGGCUGAGGUUAUCGAAACCUUAGAUGAGUUAGUGCAAUUUUUGCGCGAUUUGAGUCCUUGUUUGAGUAAAGUCAGUCGCGAGGUUAGUGCGAGAGAGAAGGAGUUGACGCAUCAGGUGCAUUCGGAGAUUUUGGUGCGAUGUCUCGAGCAGGUCAAGACUUUGGCCCCCAUUCUCAUUUGCUCGAUGAAGAUUUAUAUCCAGAUAGUGUCUCAAGGGGGCAAACGCGCCGAAGAAGCCAUCGAAAACCGGAACUACCUGGCCCAACGAAUGACCGACGAAAUCAACGAAAUCAUCCGAGUUCUACAACUGACGAGCUACGACGAGGAGCAAUCAGACCUGGACAAUCUGACCGUUUUGAAGAAGUUGCAGAACGCGAUCCAGAACAAGAUUAACACUGCCAACGAUUGGCUGCUGGAUCCGACGGCGGUGAGGGGCGGCAUCGGCGAGAAGUCGCUAAGACAGAUAAUCGAGGAUGCUCAAAGGGUGGCCGAGAGGUGCCUACCCCAAGAUGCCCACAGUAUUAACAAAUUGUGUUCAGAACUGAAUACGAUGACGGAUGCUUUGUGCGAGCUGAGGCAGGACGGGAAAGGGUCGACUCCGCAGGCCGAGUCUUUGGCCAGGGGGAUCAAGGAGAAGUUGGGGCACUUGCAGCAGGCGGUGUUGAAUGCCGUGGUGGCUGUGGAUAAGGCGGGGCUCCAGCAGACGGCUCAUACCGUUCAAGGAAGGUUGGAGCAAGCCCGGAAGUGGUUGUCGAAUCCGGGGCAAGAUGAUAAGGGUCUAGGGCGUAGGGCGAUUGCGUUGAUUGUGGAAGAAGGGAGAAAGGUCGCCGACGGCCUCCCCGGCGUCCAAAAAGCCGAAAUCCUCCAGCUCUGCGAAGAAGUCGACUCCCUAUCCCGCGACCUCGCCGAGCUCUGCGCCCAGGGCAAAGGCAACUCGCCCGAAGCCCAAGAGAUCGCCCGAAAGCUCUCCCAAAAACUCCACGAACUCAAAGAACGCAUCAACCAAGCCGUCGUCAACCGCGUCGUCGAGGACUUCAUCGACAUCGUCACCCCCCUCAAGCAAUUCACCGAGGCCGCCCUGGCCCCCGAGGGCACGCCCAACCGCGACCAGAACUUCUCCGACAAGGCCGCCAACCUGCAGCAGUUCUCGAACCGCGCCGUCAAAACCGCCAAGAUGGUGGCGGCGGGCGGCAGCGGCGGCAACAAGAAGCUCGCCGAGUCGCUGCAGAGCGCCGCCAACCAGGUGGACAGCCUGACGCCGCAGCUGGUGUCGGCGGGCAGCAUCCGCAUGAACUACCCGACGAGCAAGGCGGCGGACGAGCACUUCGAGAACCUGAGGCAGCAGUACGCCGACACGGUGACGAAGAUGCGGAAUCUGUGCGACGAGGCGACGGAUUCGGCCGAUUUUAUCAAGGCGUCGGAGGAGCAGAUGAGGAAGCACACGUUCUUGUGCGAGGAGGCCAUCAAGAACAAGCAGCCGCAGAAGAUGGUGGAUAACACGUCGGCGAUUGCGAGGCUGGCGAACAGGGUGCUGCUGGUGGCGAAGCAGGAGAGCGACAAUUCGGAGGAUCCGGCGUUCAUCGAUGAUGUGAACAGGGCGUCGGACGGGCUGCAGGGCACGGUGCCGCCGAUGGUGCAGGACGCCAAGUCGGUGGCGGUCAAUCCGGGGGAUGCGAGCGCGGUGUCGAGGUGGAGGGACUCAAAUAAGGCGUUAUUAAACGCCGUUGGAGACGUGCGCAAGGCCGUCCAGAUCAACCCCGACCUGCCCCCACUCCCCGACAUCAACUCCCUGAACUUAGAACCCGCCCCCAACAGUUACUUUAUUGACAAAGUUGGCGAACCGCUAAGAAACACACCGACUCCGGGCCGAGAUACGGGGGCGCUCAGCCCCACGCCUCACCAACACGGACGCGUCAGUCCAUUGCCCAAAUGGGCCAGAGGGGAUAAUUCCGACUUGUUGUGUCAAGAACUUAUCCCCAGCGCUUAUCACGAACCAGAGAUGGCGCCGCCGAGACCACCUCUUCCACAAGAUGGCGCCCCGAUGCGUCCCCCACCACCGGAGACCGACGACGAGGAUGACGUGUUUAGGCACGCCCCGAGCUCCAGCCAACCAAUCAUGGUGGCCGCCCACAGCCUCCACCACGAAGUCCGCCAAUGGUCCGCCAAAGACAACGAACUCAUCGCCGCCGCCAAACGAAUGGCCGUGCUCAUGGCACGCCUCUCCGAACUCGUACACAACGACGACAAGGGCAGUAAAAGGGAACUGAUUGCCACUGCCAAAGCCAUAGCUGAUGCCAGCGAUGACGUCACGCGCAUUGCCAAGCAACUGGCUCGAGAGUGCACAGACAAGAGGAUCCGCACCAACCUGCUGCAGGUCUGCGAAAGAAUCCCCACGAUUGCCACCCAACUCAAGAUUCUCAGUACCGUCAAAGCCACGAUGUUGGGUGCACAAGGGUCCGAGGAAGACCGCGAAGCCACAGAAAUGCUGGAAGGCAACGCCCAGAAUCUCAUGCAGAGCGUGAAGGAGACGGUCCGAGCCGCCGAGAGCGCAAGCGUCAAGAUCCACGCGCAGACGCACGGCAAGCUUAGGUGGGUACGAAGACAGCCGUGGUAUGCCUACGCUUAAAAAAAUAAUAAUCUCUUUGGUUGUUUAAUUAUUGUCGAUCGAUACUGUGUUCAGUUUUGUUAAGUUAACACGUCGAUAACAAACGAGGCGGUUGCGACGCAAGGUCGCGAUCGUCACUAAUUAAUCCUCUAUAGUUAUUAGGAAAACUUGCCUUAGUGGAAUAUGAUAGUUAUUUUUCUAUGCUUUACCGAGUAAGGAGAUAUAUAUGGAGAGUAUUUAUAUAAAGUGCAAUAGUGCCAAAUUUUAUUUUUAAGUAUAUGUCUAUAGCCAUGAUUGUUAUUAUUUGAGAGUACAAUCCUAUCUGAAGCAAUACCCAUGGCUUGAACUUGUUAAAGUGCUUAAAUAUUUAAAAGGUUGCUUUCAAUGUUUUUAUUUCUAAUAUUAUUAAUUUUUUUAACUAUUUUAUUUGUAUUUGGAAUGAAUUUUAUGUAACGGAUUAAUAAAUUUGUUUAUAUUUAA